CCGGAAGUUUGCACAGAUCCAACAUGGCGGCGGUGCGGGAUCGUUAUCGGUGAAGAGUUGUAAAGUAAACAGUUUAAUUCAGCGGGAGCGCGGCGACCGGAGCUCUGCGGGAAACGUUUAACGGUCAGGAGUCAACAUGGGAGCUGAAUAACCGGGAGGACCGCGUGUGACGGAGAGAAGAUCUGCAGCGGCGGCGGGAAAAAGAAAGCAGCGUCCGCCCUGACUCAUCCUCCUCCGAGCAGCGGCCAUGUCUCUGGGCGAGCCCACGUCGGACUCCACGCCGUUCUUCUCCGAUGACAGCGAGGCGGAGGAGCAGGGUGGGGGGGCGGCGGGGCAGCGACCGCAGGAGGAACCGGCCAGCGGGGUGUCCCACGUCCGAGCGCUGCUGACCGUCUUCAUCCUCUUCUUCAUCAACCUGCUCAACUACAUGGACAGGUUCACCGUGGCAGGUGUUCUCACUGACAUUGAGAACUAUUUUGGGAUUGAUGAUGGGAAGUCCGGCUUACUCCAAACAGUUUUUAUCUGCAGUUAUAUGUUUCUGGCUCCGGUCUUCGGUUACCUGGGCGACAGGUACAACAGGAAGCUCAUCAUGAGCGUCGGCAUCACGUUCUGGUCUGCGGUGACGCUCGCCAGCUCCUACACGCCCAAAGAGCAUUUCUGGGCUCUGCUGCUGACUCGCGGUCUGGUCGGAGUCGGAGAGGCCAGUUACUCCACCAUCGCUCCCACCAUCAUCGCCGACCUCUACGUGAAGGGAAAGAGGACGAACAUGCUCUCCGUGUUUUAUUUUGCCAUCCCUGUGGGCAGCGGUCUCGGGUACAUCGUGGGCUCACAAGUCGGUAGAGUGACUCAGGACUGGCACUGGGCUCUGCGGGUGACCCCGGGGCUGGGAGUGAUCGCGGUGCUGCUGCUGAUCUUCGUGGUUAAAGAGCCCAAAAGAGGAGCCAUCGAGGCUCGACCGGAGCACCACCUGCACCAGACCAGCUGGCUGGCGGACCUGCGGGCUCUGAGCACGAACCACAGCUUCGUGUUGUCCACGUUGGGCUUCACGGCGGUGGCGUUCGUCACUGGCUCUCUGGCUCUCUGGGCUCCAACGUUCCUGUUCAGAGCGGCCGUGUUCACCGGGGAGAAAGAGCCCUGCGUGGAGGGAAACUGCGCCUCCUCAGAAAGUCUGCUGUUCGGGAUCAUCACCUGCGUCACGGGCAUUCUGGGCGUGGCCAGCGGCGUGCAGGUCAGUCGGCAGCUGAGGAAGAAGACGGCCAGAGCCGACCCUCUGGUGUGUGCCGCCGGUCUGCUCCUCUCGGCGCCGUUCCUCUACCUGGCCAUCGUGUUCGCUCAGACCAGCACCAUCGCCACAUACGUCUUCAUUUUCCUCGGAGAGACGUUCCUGUCCAUGAACUGGGCCGUGGUGGCAGACAUCCUGCUGUACGUCGUCGUUCCCACACGGCGCUCCACAGCCGAGGCUCUGCAGAUCGUCAUCUCACAUCUGCUGGGAGACGCAGGAAGUCCGUACAUGAUCGGGGUGGUCUCGGACUCUCUGAGGAAGACGGACUCGUUCCUCUGGCAGUUUCGCUCCCUGCAGCUCUCUCUGCUGCUCUGCUCCUUCGUGGCCGUGGUGGGCGGAGGAUUCUUCCUCGCCACCGCCCUCUUCAUCGAGAAAGACCGCCACCGCGCCGAGAACUACGUCCCCACAGGUGAGGCGGACCCUGCCACUCACACCUGCAGCAGCACUGACCGACAGCAGCGACGCUAAACCGGUGACAGGAAACAAAAUGACGAGCCGAUCGUCGUCCCAAAGAGCGGCCGGUCCACCAGAGUGCCGGUGUCCAGCGUUCUGAUCUGAGGUGUGCCGGAGGUUGGGCCGGCUCCAGAACUCCAGGACUGUGAGCAGCGACCGCACUGUCUGCCAUGCAGAAGAGUUUUUAGCACGUGUUUAUUUUUCAUUUUUAUUUUUUUUUAUACUUUUACCGCUGCCCGCCAUCUCGGAGCAACUUUUUUGCAUUUUGUCUCCAGAUGUUAUUUUUUUGACGUGAGACGUUUCAGAGCGGACAUGAUGUUGAAAACGAGCACUAGAGACUCUCCGAGCGACAGAAUCCGCUCUGUGGGGUUUCCAUUUAAAACCGGAUCGCUUCCAGAAACCUCUUUUAUAUACGGGACGAGCUUUAUUAGUCAUUUUCAUAACCAUGUGUUUGUAUACGUCUGAGCUAGUUUUAAUGAUAACACUAACCUACAGAAGCAGAAAACAAUCCCCUCUGUUCCUUUUUAUUCAUCUCUUUAUCUUUUAGCAUUACGACUGCUUUUACUUCGUUGUUUCCAGGGUGUGAAGGAGCGCCGGUUAAAGCGCCGGGGCGUUUUAUUGUAACUGUUUCUGUUUGUUCUUGGCGUGAGGUUGGAGGUAGAGCACAGAAAAUAUCCUCUUAAUGGUUAUUUAAAAAGAGAAAAAGGCUUUUAAAUGAAUGUUAAUAAUCAACACUUGUUUGUUAACCUCAAAUUAUUUUAGCAAAUCUUUUUUGUGAACUAUUAAAGGAGAAUUAACUUGU
Dicentrarchus labrax (European seabass) is the source of this 2537-nucleotide messenger RNA. It is a transcript of the gene spns1, whose product is annotated as SPNS lysolipid transporter 1, lysophospholipid. The transcript is spliced from 13 exons. Lineage: Eukaryota; Metazoa; Chordata; Actinopteri; Moronidae. Gene Ontology annotation, molecular function: transmembrane transporter activity. Gene Ontology annotation, cellular component: membrane. The record is from RefSeq and is a predicted model, not a curated record. The coding region runs from base 248 to 1750 and encodes 500 amino acids. Gene Ontology annotation, biological process: transmembrane transport.